AUGACACAUCCUUUUGGCGAGUGGGUCGAGACAGGGCACCAGGAUGUCGGUCCCCUUUUUUACAACGACGGGCCACUAACCCCGGAUAAGCGCGUGCUCAAACUCCGCACGCUAGCAGAUGCGGCCGCAACCCAGGACAGUGCUUGCGCACGAAUGCUUGCAAUGUCGCGCGAGGGUCUUGUUUCUGAUCAGUUCCGAAAACAACUAUGGCCACUACUUUUAGAUGCUCCGGAAACACCACUCCGUGAGACACCCAUGGCUGAUCUUCCACCUCACCGUGAAGAAGGUCAAGUCUUGCUUGACUGCAACCGGUCCUUUGUUUAUUUCCCACCAAACCUCGAUGACCAAUCCCGCGAAAUAUAUCAAAAACAACUUUACGACCUUAUCGUCACCGUCCUCAGAAGAAACCCAGUUCUCGCUUACUACCAAGGCUUUCAUGAUGUGGCACAGAUCUUUCUUCUUGUCUUUGGCCCCACCGAUGCGAUCCCAAUCUUUGAAUAUGUUGCGCUUUACUUUCUGCGCGACUUUAUGAUGCCCGAAAUGGAGGCUUCUUUGUUACACAUGGAACUAGUUGCGGCUAUAAUCCAAGCUGUCGACCCAGAUUUGGCUCAAAUCGUCCCCAGUGACAUCCUUAACAUUGCCAUCUCCUCAAUGCUCACCAUCUUCUCCCAUGACUUACACGCUUACAAUGACAUUUGCAUUCUCUUUGACUUUGUCUUUGCUUACCGUACCAUGGCAAUUCCUCCCUAUAUUUACGCAGCCAUUUUACUUUUACGCAAAGACAAGUUUUUCAAUUCCCAAGACAUUGAUUCCUCAGAAGUCAUCUCCGUCCUCAACAAUGUUUUAAAAACUUUCCCGGAAACUGAUUCCGCCAUUUUCGAAGUCACCAGCUACGCUGAAACACUCUUUCAAAAUUACCCUCCACAAUCCCUGAAACUAUGGGAAAAACUUAGCCAGUAUUCUGUCCUCAAAACUACAGCUGCACCAAAUACCCAAGAAAUCGUUCUAGAAGAUAACAAAGAUCUAGAUCACGAUACUGAUGAUGAUAACGAUAAUGGUGAUGGUGAUGGUGAUGGAGAAAUUGGAAACAGACGAUGGACUCAAAAUAGUUUCUUCCCUUUAGUUGGCAACCGCGAAACAACAAGCGAAAAUCAAGUCAAUGGCGGAGAAUCUCCAGCAUCUGCUGGCGGGUCCCAACACUCAGAUGCUACAUCAAUGUUUGACGGUACACCUAGAAUCCCAUCCGUCAUUGAUUCCUUUUCAGCUGAAUCUCUGCAUGACUUGCCACUACCACUGGCUCACCCAAUUUACUCUCUAGAGGAAGUCGAGGAAAUUGCUAGACAACAAGUAGCCGAGGACCUGGCACUUAAAGCGGAGCGUGAUCGUAUUGCAAAGGAAAGACGGGAAAAAAUGCGUGCGAAGAAAUCUGCUGCUGCUGCUGCUGGCGGUGCAGGCUCUUCUUCCUCAUCUGGUAGUGGUGCUGGUGGUGCUGGUUCAAUGCCCUGGAGGAAACCUCACCACAGAAUCCCAAUAUGGACAGAAACAACAACCCUUGUUGCACGGCUUUUUGCAAACCGUCCUCGUACUAUUAUCAACCCGCGGACCGUUGCAACCAUGCUUGUUCCACGUACCGUACUUUCAGCGUCGCUCUACGGUGGAGUCUUCUCGUUACUUUUGGCAUGGUACAUUCAUAAACACCCGCAAGCCCUGCCGCGCUCGUUUGACACGUUGCGCGAGUAUUGGCGAUAUAUUUGGAGUACUCUUGUUGCGCGGUAUUUCUAG
This is a messenger RNA of Magnusiomyces paraingens, 1782 nucleotides long. RefSeq lists its product as uncharacterized. Bases 1 to 1782 code for a protein of 593 amino acids. Gene Ontology annotation, biological process: endoplasmic reticulum to Golgi vesicle-mediated transport; positive regulation of GTPase activity. Gene Ontology annotation, molecular function: GTPase activator activity. The transcript has a single exon. Lineage: Eukaryota; Fungi; Ascomycota; Dipodascomycetes; Dipodascales; Dipodascaceae. Gene Ontology annotation, cellular component: endoplasmic reticulum membrane. The record is from RefSeq and is a predicted model, not a curated record.